Molecule: messenger RNA, 4435 nt
Organism: Chionomys nivalis (European snow vole)
Lineage: Eukaryota; Metazoa; Chordata; Mammalia; Rodentia; Cricetidae
Gene: Acer3
Product: alkaline ceramidase 3
Exons: 11
Coding region: 84-887 (267 amino acids)
Biological process (GO): phytosphingosine biosynthetic process; ceramide metabolic process
Cellular component (GO): endoplasmic reticulum membrane
Source: RefSeq, a predicted model, not a curated record
GUUCGGGAGGAGGGCGCCGGAGAGCGCGCGUUGCCUGAGCCGGCCCGGGAGCGGCCGAGCCGAGUGUGCUGGGCGUCGGCGCGAUGGCUCCGGCUGGGGACCGCGAAGGCUACUGGGGCCCCACGACCUCCACGUUGGACUGGUGUGAGGAGAACUAUGCGGUGACCCUGUUCGUCGCCGAGUUCUGGAAUACAGUGAGCAACCUGAUUAUGAUCAUACCUCCGAUCUUUGGCGCAGUUCAGAGCAUCAGAGAUGGACUGGAGAAGCGGUACAUUGCUGCUUACUUAGCGCUCACGGUGGUGGGGAUGGGCUCCUGGUGUUUCCACAUGACUCUGAAGUAUGAAAUGCAGCUGUUGGAUGAGCUCCCCAUGAUUUACAGCUGCUGUGUAUUUGUGUACUGCAUGUUUGAAUGUUUCAAGACAAAGAGCUCAAUAAACUACCAUCUGCUUUUUACCCUAGUCCUAUUCAGUUUAAUAGUAACCACGAUUUACCUAAAAGUAAAAGAGCCUAUAUUCCAUCAGGUCAUGUAUGGAAUGUUGGUCUUUACAUUAGUACUCCGUUCUAUUUAUAUUGUCACGUGGGUUUAUCCAUGGCUUAGAGGAUUGGGCUAUACGUCCUUGACUGUCUUUUUGUUGGGAUUUUUAUUGUGGAAUGUAGAUAACAUCUUCUGUGAUUCACUGAGGAACUUUCGAAAGAGAGCGCCCCCUAUCCUUGGUGUCACGACACAGUUUCAUGCAUGGUGGCAUAUUUUAACUGGCCUGGGCUCUUAUCUUCACAUCCUUUUCAGUUUAUAUACAAGAACACUUUACCUGAGAUACAGGCCAAAAGUGAAGUUUCUCUUUGGGAUCUGGCCCAUGGUCAUGUUUGAACCUCAGAGGAAACACUGAUGAAUUCUUCUGUCAAGGAAACAAAAGCACCUGCUGUAGUUCUGGCAAGAUGGUCCAGAAGUCCCCAAAGACGUGCACAUUCAGACACCAUGCCCGUCACAAGAGCUGGAUGACUCAGCCGCACAGAAUGAGCAUCAGGUUGUUGACUGUUUAGCUCCUGGCUUUAUCUCAUUUGUCUGUGACCUAAGAUGCUUACAAAAAAACUGAUGGGUGUAUAUUUAUAUUCUGGAGUGGGAGAAGUUGGGCGUUUCUUAACAGGUAACAGUCUGUGCUGGUCAUUCAUGGAAAAAGUUAUUAUUUUUUAUUUUCUUUUUUUACAAGAGUUGCAUGUUAAUUAUACCUUUCCUAAUUGUUGAUUAAAUAUUGAACAAAGUCAUUAAGGACUGACAAAAUCCCAUUUCCAGAUGGUUGACUGUGAGCCAGUACUUAGCUGUGUCAGCUUUGAUUUAUAUUAUUAUAUUAACCUCACGUGGUUUUUUAAUGUUAAAAAGGAAAAGAAAGCCCUGGCUGUAGCUGCCUGGGUAGCCCCUCACUGUCUGCCUUGGUGCUAGCUGGACCGCUGUAAGCAGACUCCGACCUGCCAGUGCGUGGGCUCUGUUCUCACCUCCACCAGUUUGUUUCGAGCCCACAGCCAGUCAAGGGGCCGGCCGGCUGUCAUCCUGCUGGGAGUUCUUUCAGGGCUCCUGUCUUUCACCAGUUAAAGUCUGUUGUUUUGCUUUCUUUGAUUUUCAAGUUAUUAUUAUUUUUGCGUCUAGCAAAUUUAACUGGUGAUCUGGCCUACCCAUAUUCUGUAUGCCAGCAUAGUUUAAAUGAAGUUACCAGGCAAAGUUGGGCGUUUUUUACUUCUUGCAUUGUGCAGUAUUUUCUAGUUCUCAGAGAGGUCAUGGCUAUACCCAGACACAUGUGUCGGGUUAACCCUGUUUUGCAUAAAGCUUAUUAAAGUAUUUGCUCCUUCAUUUUUUGAGAGAAGAAAUACAAGUAUUGAAACAGUGCUGACUUGUAACUUCUGCAGCAUCUAAAACUUUAAAAGUCAGUAAUAGCAGUCAAGUCUCAUGGGGAGGCAGAUAGGUCUAGUCUGAGUGUCAGGAAAUUGAAUUGAUUGUCACAAACAAGAAAUGAAAGGUCAUGUAUCUAUUGAUUGCAUCCUGAGCUAAGGUUUCAUAGGAAAAGUAGGGGUUUUUUCUCAUGCAAAAUUGAUAAAAGCAACUUUCCCAUUUUUCCAAUAGUCAUUAAGAAGCCUUAGCCUGGCAGGGUGAUGCGCGCCAUUAACCCCAGCACUCGGGAGGCAGAGGCAGGCGAAUCUCUGUGAGUUUAAGGCCAGCCUGGUUUGCAUAGUUCCAGAACACCUUCAAGGUGAGAUCUCAAACAAACAAACAAAAAGCAUUUGGUUCAUUAGGUAGUCUUGGUACAUUUUAAAGACCAACAUUAAACAAACACACCUUUUAUAAAAGCAAGACAUGCCAAAACAUAAAUCUAAUAGCUUGUAGGUAAAGGUGGCCUUGUCUUCAAGGUGUUCUUGAGGCUAUGGAGACUUGUGUCUCAAAAAAAACAAACAGCAACAAUAAAAAACAAACAAACAAAAAGCAUUUGGUUUUUCAUUAGGUAGUCUUGGUACUUUUUUAAAACCAAAAAUGUUUCCCAGAUGACCAUUAAACAAACACACCUUUAUGAAAGCAAGACAUGCCAAAACAUAAUCUAAGAGAACCUCAGUUGUACUGUUGCUGUAGGCAUGGGUCAGAGUCCAGAGUGCACCCGCUGAGAUGCCCAGGUUCCUGUGUCCUGGAACAAGAGUUGGACCAAAGACACAUGGAUAGUGAUGGAAAUAGAGAUCUUUCACUAGGAAUGGGACUGGCAAAGGUCCUUGGCCAGCAGAGCCUCCAUCUUUCUUGGCAAUUAGAGAGGUAGGGCUUAUUUUAAAGCACGCUAUUUUGUUAUGCAUAUACCGAAUUUGGAGAGGUUUCCAGUCUUCCUUGGGGUUGCUUUUUGUUUGUUUGCCUCUAGAACUUCCUGUUCGCCUACCUCACUUUACCCCAUCUUCAGAGCUGUGGUCCCAAAACACUUUCCGAGGGGCUAAAGGUUAAUAGUCUAUUUUGUGUAAUUUGUGUGCUGAUGAGGAGUGUAAUCCUUGCCAAAGAGAGACCACAAAGCUCUCUUCCUGUCGUUUCUGUUGGUUGGAGAGGAGGCUUUGGAGUUUUUGUUGUGGGGGUUGACUUAAAUCCCUUUAUCAUAAUGAGUUAAGUUUGAAACUGUCAUGUCCUAGAAGACACAGAUUGUACAGGAUUAAAAAUGCAAGAAUUUGAGCUGAAGAGAUGGUGUAGCAGUUGAGAGCACUAAUUGCUCUUGCAGGGGACCUGGGUCUGAUUCUCAGCACCCACAUGGUAGCUCACAACCUUCCAUCACUGCAGUUCCUACGGCUCUAGCGACCUCUUCUGGCAUCUGCAAGCCCCAGACACACACAUGGUACACAUACAAGCAGAACAUCCAUACACCUAAAGUAAAUAAAUCUCUGAAAAGUUGUCAGUGCAAGAACAAUAUGAUUAUACCAGAAGUGGCCCCAGGAGGGACCCGAGUCAUGAAAACCAAAGCUAUGCUUGUGUAAAUUGUUCUGGGUAUGGUACUUUAGACUGCUGAAAAACAGAGCAAAACAAAAUCACAUAUACACACAAGCAAACAAAAAAUCCCAACUGAUGGUUAUAUAUUGAGAUCAUGGUAAAAUACAAAAAAAAAAAUAUUUAGGAAAAAAUCCAGUAGUAGAAUAGAUUAGAGGAUAGAUAUUAUGGGUUGUAACCACUGAGUACCAGCAGUGCCAAAAGAAAAAUAAUGAAAAAAAGCAAAACAUACAGUUGUAAUUACUGGUAGAUUUGUAAUAGAGUUUAUCUUUGCCUUUAAAAAGUGAAAGCAUCCCGUUUGUUGUCUGGAGAGAUCCUUUAAGUCCUUCAGCCUUUUCCUAGCUUAGGAGUAGGGGGCCUUGUCUUCAAGGUGUUCUUGAGGCUGUGCAGACUUGGGUCUCAUGGACACUGGUGCCACUUCCUUAGAAUGACCCCCACAGGCUGUAUCCGGUCUCCACACAUCUAGUGCCCGUCUUUAACAGCUCUAAUGCCCUGUCAGGUGCAGUCUGUUGUCUCUGCUGAGGAUCGCCAGAGAAGUAAGACUGUAGCAGUGCACUGAGUUCUAACCACAAUAAGGGAGACUUCCCUGUUUUGGUAAGACUUAAUAAUAUGUCCUUUUUAUUACACAGAUUAAGUAUACCCAGUCUGAUGUUACUGCUUGGUGAUAUUGUAACUUCUAUAAUUUUCAUUAUGGAAAGGAAGUUCAAGUUAAAGCUUUUUGGCAAAUCUGUGCGUCAUUCUAGAUGUGUCUCAGCCUCACUGAAAGUCUUACAUCCAUCACUGUACAGUAGGAGCCCUCCUGUAGGAGGAGCCAGUCCAACAGAAUUCUCAACACAGCGUCCAAAGAACUGGGUCAAAAUAAAGCAUUUUGAUGCUGUUUUAUUUUUGUUACCUUUGACCUUUUUUAAAAAAUAAAAUAAAGUUUUAAUUUUUCCAGUA